Penicillium oxalicum is the source of this 393-nucleotide messenger RNA. RefSeq lists its product as uncharacterized. The transcript has a single exon. Lineage: Eukaryota; Fungi; Ascomycota; Eurotiomycetes; Eurotiales; Aspergillaceae. Bases 1 to 393 code for a protein of 130 amino acids. The record is from RefSeq and is a predicted model, not a curated record.
AUGGCCAACAUUUCUUACAGACAAGUGCGCCACCCUGAAGGGGAUAACAGCGACGCUGCACCUUUGCUUCAACGCACCGCCAAAGCCCGGCCGUCGCGAAGGACCAAGGUUCCCAACUAUGAGAUCCACCCGAAGCAGAUGCCAGUCCCGAACAUUGUAGCCCAGCCGUCCAGGGAGCGUACGGAAACUACGAUUCGACUGCGGUUUCGUCAGCAGCUCCCCACAACAGAGGCGUGGUGCCUCCCCCCCCCCCCCAAAGCACGGGCUUCUAACGGUGAAAAUGAAAAUGAAACGCCCAUAAACCACCGCCAGCCAAAGAAAAUGGGCGACAGGGGACGUGAUCGGCGUGAAUGGAUGAAGCGACUGCGUCCCAUGCCUCACCGACGAUACUGA